UUCAGCGAUGUGUGUUUGAAUUACUACGGAGUUAUUUUUGCUCGUUACGGCCAGUCACUAUCUAGAGUUAUACACAAACAGUGCCGUCAUAAUGGCCAAUCAGACUGCGGCAAGUAUGAAUUUGACCCAAUUGGAAACAAUUGAAGUUUUCAAGAUGCCUUGGAUGUUCGGAAUUGCAGUGUCGUCAGCUUCUUUAAUAUUGCAGUUGCUCGUGUUGAUUCUCAUUCCCAAUGCAAGGAAAUACGACGAAAAAGUGUUAGUGCAACUGACGAUCGCGCGAAUUGUGAAUACAGUGUGUGAAUUUCUGAUUUCAUUUGAGUAUGUGGAACAAGGAUUGUUAAACGAGGCCAUGGUAUCGGCGUUCGCCACAUCCAGAUGAGCGUGAUGUGCAUUUGCAUGACGGCUCUCUUUAUCGCACGGAGCAGUAUGGGAGUGGCUAUUCUAGCGAUGACUGACAAAAGUCGCAGGAACGACACUAGCGUUAAGAUAUACGACUGGGAUAAGGAGACCCAGGGCCUUAUCCUCUCUUCUUUCUUUUGGGGAUACAUCAUAAUGCAAAUCCCUGGCGGUCUUCUAUCCAAACGCUUUGGAGGCAAACCUAUACUACUGACAGCUAUGGUUGCGAACGCCGUCAUCAACUUGAUGAUACCAAAACUUGCGGAGUUGGGUGGCUGGCGUCUAAUGUGUGCGUCUAGGGUCUUGAUGGGUCUAUCUCAAGCCUGUUUGUUUCCCGCAUCGCACACACUGAUAGGCCGAUGGCUUCCAGCUCACGAACGAACAUCGUACACCGCAGUCGUUUAUGGAGGAUCAAUGAUUGGUACGAUAGUGGCCAUGCCUGUGUCAGGCAUUCUGGCAGAAACGGCAAUCGGUUGGAAGCUCAUAUUUUAUUCCAUAUCGGGGCUAGUAUUUGUAUCGGCCGCCAUCUUUUACCUCCUAGCGGCAAAUUCACCAGGAGAUCACAAGCUGAUGAGAGAUGAAGAAAGAAAAUAUAUAGAGAAAGGAUUGAAUGCAAGAGGAUCUAAGGAAAUGCGUACCCCAUGGAGAGCAAUAUUCCGAACAAAAGUAUUCUGGGUGCUAGUCGUCACACAUAUAGGCAGUGCUGUCAAUUUUGUGCUGUUUUUCGUGGACUUACCUACAUAUCUGGAGCGGGGACUUCAAAUUUCUUUAAAAACUAGUGCAUCUUUAUCUGCUCUUCCAUACAUUGGAAUGUGGAUCGGCUCAGUGGCGUCAUCUGCCGUUUGUGAAGAAAUAUACAAUAGAAAAAUUCUCUCCGUAGGAGUUUGUAGGAAGAUAUUUAAUUCUAUAUCAUUUUUCGGCAUGUCAGCGUCACUCGUCGUGCUAUCUUUUCUUGGUCCAGAGAACAAGAUAUCGGCCAUUGUUGUUCUCGUCAUCGCUUUAACAUUAUCCGGUUUCAACGCUGCUGGCUUUAUGAUGUCUCAUCUGGACAUAUCUCCGAACUUCGCCGGCGUGUUAUUGUCAUUGACUAACUUCUCAGCGAACGCUGGCAGCAUCCUGACACCAAUAUUUACUGCUUUAAUACUGAACAAUGAUCCGACGGACGUGAGUCGAUGGCGUAUAGUGUUUCUCACGACAGCUGCGUUGAGUGUCAUCACCAACACUGUCUACGUUCUAUUUGGAAGCAGUAAACGGCAACCUUGGGAUAGUCCGGAUUUCAAUAAAUGUGCGGAUCCAGAAGAAAUGACACCAGCUUUGGCGCAAAAUGACACAGAAGAAAAGAAAUGAAUUAUAUUGACAAGAAAUGUACAGAGACAUAG
Molecule: messenger RNA, 1775 nt
Organism: Leguminivora glycinivorella
Lineage: Eukaryota; Metazoa; Arthropoda; Insecta; Lepidoptera; Tortricidae
Product: putative inorganic phosphate cotransporter
Exons: 11
Coding region: 376-1743 (455 amino acids)
Biological process (GO): monoatomic anion transport; transmembrane transport
Cellular component (GO): plasma membrane
Molecular function (GO): transmembrane transporter activity
Source: RefSeq, a predicted model, not a curated record